Messenger RNA from Darwinula stevensoni, 996 nucleotides. Lineage: Eukaryota; Metazoa; Arthropoda; Ostracoda; Podocopida; Darwinulidae. The record is from the annotation of a GenBank genome assembly.
AUGGGUAGUUUGGGAUUUGUCGGUGCUUUGGCUCAGGCUCAGCAAAUUAAUGUCAUUUGCUCAGUUCAGGCUGAGUGGUGCAAUAUGAUUUCUACCGUCUAUGCCAAAACAACAGGCACCAAAGUCAAUAUGACCAUGAAAGGCUCUGGAGAAGCGCUGGCACAAAUCAUUGCCGAAAAGCAAAACCCCAAGACUGAUGUAUGGUUUGGCGGCACUGGCGACCCUCAUCUACAAGCUGCAGAGCAGAAUUUGACUCAAGAGUACAAAUCUCCCAUGAUGAAAGAUUUGCAGCCUUGGGCGCUGCAACAAGCAGCACAGUCUAAUUACCGCACUGUUGGCAUCUAUACUGGCCCCUUGGGUUUUGGCUAUAACCCUAAUUUAUUGAAGAAAAAGGGCGCGCCUGUACCUAAAGCAUGGAAAGAUUUGCUUAACCCCGUCUAUAAGGGAGACAUCCAAGUUGCCAACCCUGCCUCUUCUGGCACCGCUUACACUAUGGUGGCCACCCUGGUUCAACUAAUGGGAGAAGAUCAAGCCUUUGAUUUCAUGAAAAAAUUGCACCAAAAUAUCAGCCAGUACACACGUUCUGGUACCGGUCCUAUUAAGGCUGUAGCUAGAGGAGAAACCGCCGUAUCUAUUAGCUUUGUACACGAUGGUCCUGGCGAAAAGAGCAAGGGCUUCCCCGUUGAAACCAUUACGCCGGCAGAAGGAACUGGCGCAGAAAUUGGCUCUGUCAGUAUCAUAAAAGGCGCACGCAAUUUGAAUGAGGCGCAGAAAUUUGUCGAUUGGGCGCUGACACCAUCAGCCCAAGAAAUGGCAGCGGCAGCCAAGCAGUACCAGCUACCCUCUAAUAAGAAUGCAAAAGUAGACCCUAAUGUGCCUGACUUCAAAAAAAUCAAGUUUAUUAACUAUAACUAUGCCAAGUAUGGCAACAGCGAAGAGCGCAAACGCUUAAUUGCUCGCUGGGAAAAAGAGAUCAACUCCAUACCCAAGCAAUAA